This is a messenger RNA of Malania oleifera, 1226 nucleotides long. Its product is annotated as cytosolic sulfotransferase 7-like. Gene Ontology annotation, biological process: sulfation. The record is from RefSeq and is a predicted model, not a curated record. NCBI's taxonomy places the organism in Eukaryota, Viridiplantae, Streptophyta, Magnoliopsida, Santalales, Ximeniaceae. Gene Ontology annotation, molecular function: sulfotransferase activity. The transcript has a single exon. Gene Ontology annotation, cellular component: cytoplasm. Bases 61 to 1068 code for a protein of 335 amino acids.
AACGAUAUAUUAGCCUUUGUUGCAGAACUGAAGCUUAAUUUCACAUUCAUCCUCAGUUCCAUGGCAUCCCCCAACAACCCAAAAGCCAAUAACAGUACUGAAGAAAGCCAACAUCCCACGAACAAGAACAACCCAAGCAGAGGCUUUGAAGAAAUAGUCUCAACUCUGCCGAGAGGGAAAGGGUGGAGAACGGAGCACCUUCACCAGUACCAAGGCUUCUGGUACGCCACCCGAUUCCUCCCCGGAGUCCUCUCCCUCCAAGCUCACUUCCGCCCUCGACCCACCGACGUCCUCCUCGUCACUUACCCUAAAUCAGGCACCACAUGGCUCAAGGCCCUCGCUCUCUCCCUCACCGGUCGAUCCAAACACCACGACUACUACACCUCCUCCCACCCUCUGCUUGCCGGCAGCCCCCACGACAGCGUGCCCUUCUUGGAGUUUUCCGCCCUCGGGAACCCCACGAACCCGAACCCCGACCUCCCUCUCAUGGCCACCCACAUCCCUUACUCUUCCCUACCCAGGUCAGUUUCGGAGACUAAGUGUCGAAUUGUUUGCCUUCUGAGGGACCCAAAGGACGUGCUUGUUUCUCUGUGGCACUUCACCAGCAAGCACAGAUCCAAGGAGCUGCCGCCCGUCUCCUUAGAAGAAGCGUUUGAGCUGUUCUGCCAAGGGGUGUCGCCCCAGGGGCCCUUCUGGGACCAUGCCCUGGGCUACUGGAAAGCCAGCUUGGAGUACCCAGAAAGAGUUUUGGUCUUGAAAUAUGAGGAGUUGAAGAAGGAGCCUUUUGUUUCAGUGAAGAGACUGGCAGAGUUCUUGGGCUGCCCUUUCACCUCACAGGAAGAGAAAGAAGGCGGCGUCGAUAAGGUGAUUGAGUUUUGCAGUUUUGAGAAGUUGAGCAAUUUGGAGGUGAACAAGACCGGAAAGACGUUCGGCGGCGCCGUUGAGAGUAGUGCUUUUUUCCGGAAAGGUGAGGUUGGGGAUUCGGUGAACCACUUGACUCCUGAGAUGAUAGAGCGUAUUGAUCAAAUUACAAAACAGAAAUUUGAAGCGUUCAAUAUUUAUGCUUAGUUUUGCGGUUUGUUUCUUCAAUAAUUUUUUUUUUCUUUUCUCCUAUUUUUGUGUACUAUCAGCCUUUGCAGCUAGCUUGUUCGUGGUAGCUUUUUGUUUAUUUAAUUUAAAGACUCCCGCCAGAAUGAUUUUUUUUUUUUGCCCUUUUUAAUAUCAAC